Scatophagus argus is the source of this 5605-nucleotide messenger RNA. It is a transcript of the gene apaf1, whose product is annotated as apoptotic peptidase activating factor 1. The record is from RefSeq and is a predicted model, not a curated record. Gene Ontology annotation, cellular component: apoptosome. The coding region runs from base 220 to 4113 and encodes 1297 amino acids. Lineage: Eukaryota; Metazoa; Chordata; Actinopteri; Scatophagidae. Gene Ontology annotation, biological process: apoptotic signaling pathway; regulation of apoptotic process. Gene Ontology annotation, molecular function: ADP binding; protein binding. The transcript is spliced from 28 exons.
CACCGGGCCAGUUGUUUUUGUUGUGAAUGAGGAAGCGCUAUUUCAAAACUGGGCGUCAGUACAACGUAAACACAGAAAUUAAUUUCUGUUUUCCCACACUGAAUUCAGUAAAACCUGAGUUCGCCUUACAGUUACAUACAGUUCACCAGCUACCUUCGUCGACAAAGAAAGGAAGACAUAUUUCGACAGGACUCUGCAUGGUUGGUGUGUUGUGCAGACAUGGCGUUGGAGGAAGGGGCGCGGAGCUCUCUGCUGCGUUUUCGCCACAAACUGGAGCAGGACAUAAAGCCCUCCUACCUGAUGGACCAUAUGAUCAGUGAUGGUGUGCUGACUGGGGAUGAGGAAGAGAGGAUCAGGACACAGCCCACCAGGAAGGAUCAGGCUGUGGCCCUCCUGGAACUUUUGCUCAGGAAGGACAACCGUGCCUACAUCUCCUUCUACAAUGCCCUGGUCAAGGAGACGUACAGUGAUUUGGCCAGUCUGCUUCACGAUGGCCUACCGUGCAUGUCUUCUGAGUCACAAAAGAGCAACUCUGACGGCUGCACACCUUAUGUCCAGACAGUGCUCAGUGAAGGCGGCGUGCCACAGAGGCCUGUGGUGUUUGUUAGCAGACCAGAGCUUGUGAACCGGAUCAGGGAGAAACUCUACAGGCUGCAGAAGAAGCCCGGCUGGAUCACUGUUUUUGGCAUGGCUGGCUCUGGCAAAUCUGUCCUGGCUGCUGAGGCCGUCAGACACCACAGCCUCAUUGAAGAGUGCUUCCCUGGAGGGAUCCACUGGCUGUCCAUCGGCCAACUGGACAAACCGGCAUUGCUGUCUAAGAUCCAGUCAUUGUGUUUUCGUCUGGAGCAGAGCCUGGAUUCCCAGUGCCUCCACAGGCUCCCCAACUCUCUGGAUGAGGUCAAGGAACGCCUGCGCUUCCUCAUGCUGCGCAGAUAUCCAAGAGCUCUGCUGAUUCUAGAUGACAUCUGGGACAGCUCGGUACUAAAGAUGUUUGAUAUUAACUGUCGGAUUCUUCUGACCACCAGAAAUAGGAGCGUCACUGAUUCCGUUAGUGGCAUUAAAUAUGAGGUAGAAGUGGAGAGUGGCCUGGGUGAAGAGAAGUCACUGGAGAUCCUCUCUCUGUACACUAAAACGAAACCCCACAGUCUUCCUGAGGAGGCUCGUGGUAUUGUCAGAGAAUGUAAAGGUUCCCCUCUGGUAGUGUCGCUGAUCGGGGCUCUGCUCAAAGAGAAACCCAACCGCUGGCAAUACUACCUCUGCCAGCUGCAGCAGAAGCAGUUGAGGCGUAUAAAGAAGUCAACGUCUUACGACUACGACGCCCUCUACCAAGCGAUGGCUGCUAGCAUUGACGUCCUACCUGAUGAUCAUCAAGAGCUCUACAAGGACUUUACUGUGUUCGAGAAAGACGUCAAAGUCCCUGCAAAGUUGCUGUCUGUUCUGUGGGACUUGGAGCCAGAAGACGUGGAGGACAUUCUUGAGGAGUUUGUCAAUAAGUCUCUGCUCUUUUUGGACAGUCACAAUAAACCGUACCUUUACUACCUCCAUGACCUCCAGCUUGACUUCCUGGUGGAGCAGAAUCGCAAUCAGCUCGAGAAUCUCCACACUAAAGUGGUGCAUCAGUACCAACAGUACUACAGAAAUGCUCCUCCCAUCUCAGGAGAUGAGGAAUGUCUCUAUUGGAUCAGAUUCCUCACAUACCACAUGGCCAAAGCCAACCUCUCCCAGGAUCUCUACUCGCUCAUGUUUUCUCUGGACUGGGUCAGCAUCAAGGCCAAGAUAAUGGGUCCAGCUCUCCUGAUCAAUGACUAUGUGGAGUAUGGACACAUUCUGGACAAGGAGAACAGUGAAGUGCGCAGUCAGUUCCAGGAGUUUCUGUCUCUUAACGGCCACCAUCUGGAGCAGCGUCCUUUCCCCGACGUGGUGCAGCUUGCUCUGUCUCAGCCACAGACCUCUGAGGUCUGUAGACAGGCUCUGCUGCAGGCGCAGGACCGGACCAGCAAAGGGAAACUCUACUUUCAGUGGCUGAAUAAUAGCAGUAUAGAGAGUCUGUCCCGUCUGGUGAUCCACCCCCACCAGGGCUCCAUCUACUCCGCCUGCUUCUCCCACGAUGGAACCAAGAUCGCCUCCAGUGGAGCCAGCAAAACACUCAAGGUAUUUAAAAGCACCACGGGUGAGAAGCUCACAGAGAUUCAGGCCCAUGAUGAUGAGGUGCUCUGCUGUGCCUUUUCCCCUGAUGACCACCUGCUGGCGACGUGCUCUAUUGACAGGAAAGUCAAGUUGUGGAAUGUGGAGCGAGCCUUGCUGCUGAGGGUUUUUGAGGAGGAGCAUGAAGAGCAGAUCAACCACUGCCAGUUUACCAACACAACACAGCGCCUCCUGCUGGCCACCUGCUCCAACGACAAGUUCUUGAAUGUCAAGUUGUGGAACCUCAACAAGCCGUCCUCCCAGAACACCAUGUUUGGCCACUCUGAGCCAGUCAACCACUGCUGUUUCUCCCCUGAUGACACCUACGUCUCCACUUCCUCCAACGACGGGACCGUUAAGUUAUUUCAGGCGUCAUCUGCCAAUGAGUGGAAGACAAUCAAUGUGAGAGACGUGUUUACAGAAAGCGAAGAGGACGUCCCUGUCAAGUGCAGCACGUGGACUGCUGACGGCAGCCGUGUCAUAUGUGCAGCCAGGAAUGCCAUUCUGGUGUUUGACGUGGAGACGUCGGACAUGUUGUUGGAGAUCAAAACAAACCGUCUGAGCACGGUGCAAUAUUGUCACGCCUGUCCUACCAGCAAUCUGCUGGCUAUCGCUUUCUCAAACUAUGCCGUGGAGCUGUGGGACUUGGAGGCCAAUAAGAAGAUGGCUGACUGCAGUGGUCACCUGAGCUGGGUCCACCGUGUCCAGUUCUCACCUGAUGGCUCGCAGCUGCUCUCCUGCUCUGACGACCAGACUGUCAGGUUGUGGGAGACAAAGAAGGUGCACACCUCGUCGGCCAUCUGCCUGAAAAGAGACUCUGACGUUCUCUUCAGUGAUGAAGAAAUCAUCGUGUCAGCUGCAGACAAUUGCAACCGACUGCAGGUACGUGCUGGCCGGACAGGAUCGGUGCUGUUCCAGUCGGAGGAGAAGUCGUCCAGGAUCCGGUGUACGUGCUUGUGCAGGCAGCCCUUCGCCGUGGCCCUGGGCCAAGAAGAUGGCUGUGCGCAGGCAGCAGGGCUGACAGCUAGUCAGGUACUGAGAACGGUUGGCUGCAGGAUCCGACAACUGCUGACCUCCUUCAGGGGGUUUGUUCUGGCUGUAGGGUUUUUCACAGGCUGCGUGCAGGUGUUGGAGGUGCCCUCUGGAAAGGUCCUGGCCACUUUGCUCGGACACACGAAGACGGUGCUGCACUGUCAGUUCAGUCAGAAUGGCCAGAUACUUAUCACAUCCUCUGAGGACACCACCCUAAGGGUGUGGAGGUGGCAAUCAGGGGAGUGUAAAGUACUGCACGGUCACAAGGAACAAGUCAGAUGUUUCUCGCUGCUCUCCAGCUCACCCGCCGACACAAGACUGCUGUCCUGGUCGUUCGACGGCACUGUCAAGUUGUGGGACAUGGAAAGUGGCGAGAAGCUGCAGGACAUCGAAACUCAUCAGGGAGCCAUUCUGUCCUGUCAUGUCUCGCCAGACGGGUGCCUCUUCGCCACCACCUCUGCUGACAAAACUGCUAAGGUGUGGCACUGUGAGUCCUGGCAGUGUAUCCACACGCUGAGAGGCCACCAAGAAUGUGUCCGAAGCUGCCGAUUCUCCUGGGACGGCCGACGCCUCGCAACAGGGGAUGACAAUGGAGAGAUUCGGCUCUGGAGUGUGAAGGACGGCACUUUGCUGAAGAUUUGUUCCCGGGAUGGUAAAGACGGCAUGGAUUCACUCCACGGAGGCUGGGUGACCGACCUGCACUUCUCCAAAGACGACUCUGUUCUGGUGUCGACCGGUGGUUACAUCAAGUGGUGGGAUGUGGAGAAAGGCGAGGCCCUGCAGACCUUCUACCCGACGGGAACCGCGCUGAAGAAGAUCCACGUCUCGGCCGACUUCUCCACCUUCGUCACCAUUGACAGCAUCGGCAUCCUCUACAUCCUGCAGAGGGUGGUGUGAUGUCACGCACUGUGCUACAUUUUUCUUUAAAAACCUGCAAACAGAAGUUAAAAUUCUCAACUGCAUCAGCGUCUCAUUAGGGAGUUUUACAACAUCCCAUAACUGCAAGAUUUCUCAGAUUUGUUUAGCUUUUCAACUGCGUUCAGACCAAUCAGACAUCCACCUUCUGUUCUUUAAGGUUAGAUGACUGAUUUACCACGAUGGGGUCAAAGAAAAAAAAGAAAAAAACAAGGAAAGACGCAGCAGCAUGUCGACUCAAGAAAAGACAAAAGUGUUUGUGACGAUCAGGUCUUCUCCAGCAGGUCUUUUGAAUCAUUCAUACCUGAUGAUGAGGUUAAUACAAAGCAGUUAAGACGAUGUGAUCCUCACAUCGCUUCAAAUGUGAAUAACACUUGUUUAUCCGUAUUCUUUAAGGGCUGAACAUUAUUGCACGUGAUGUGAGAGAUUUUUCAUUUCGUUGCAUGUAAUAGAUAUAAACUGCUGCGCACGUCUCCCGAUCUGUUAGAAGUCAUGAUAAUCUCGUCUACACUGUGAUGUUUUUUGGACUUGAAUUUAAUGUGUUUGAAACUUGGUCUUUGGUGUGAGUAUUGCUGAGCCUUUUAUUUACACUGCAGCCUUAGUCUGAAUGGGAACACUUUAGGUGCCGGAGGGUUAUGUAUGUUUACUAUACACGGGUUUCUCAAUCCACCAGCAUAGCUACAACUUUGGGUGCACUUUGAUAAGCAUUAAAAAUUAAUAGUUAGAUUAAGUUUUAAUCAUUGAGCAUUUGAAAGUGAAUCCAAAAACAUUUGAGAGCCUGUGGGUCUAUUUGUACAUCCAAACGGUUUGUACUUUUGAACUUAGAUCAAAGAUUAAUGUUUUCUACAAAAAAAAAAUAAUUUAUAUUCCAAAUUUCCAUUUGCUAAUAUUAAAAGGCACUUUUUGUGCUUCAUUGAUUACCUAUUUUGUUUUGAUUCUGUACUUUUUAACUCUACACGCUACGUUUUACACAUUUUUACCCGCGUGUUGUCUAACUACUGAGCCUUUUCCUGUUCAGAGCACUCUGAAGCAGGAGUUACAAUCUUUAAUGAAGUUUUUGCUGACAUGGCUGGCUUUGUUCAGAUAUAUAAAAAUGCCUCCUCCCUUUGAUUUAACAAUACAGAUGAGGGCUUAUUCCAAGUAUGUAACACUGAGCCAAGUGUCGUUUCACAGGGACGAUACAGGCUCCAGCACCGUUAGCAGAAAUGCACACAUAAAGACAAUAAAUGACCUCAAGUGAGGAUGCAUUUCAACAUAUCUGAUCAAUGCUGUUGUCAUUUUCACGUUGUGCUCUUAGGGAUUGGUGCUUUGAAGUCAGCACAAAUUCAAUCAACAGACUUCCUUCCAGUGAGGACGUCUCUGUCUAACAAAAUUGCAGAAAUGUUGAUGUCUGCUCAGGAUGUAUUGGUACGGUUAUAUACUAUGUGGUGCAAUGUCAGUGUAAUUUAUAAAAGAUUAAACUUCACUAUGAUGA